AUGAAUGUAAACCCAGUAACUCUGGUGGCACGGAACAAGACACAAUCACUAUUCGAUUUUCAAGGUCGAAAUUGUAUUGGUAUGAAUGAUCUUUUCAUAGACUCUGGUAUCAAUCUAUGGAUUUUAGAUCCGUACAACCCUAUCUUUGAAUGGGCUGGCUUUCCUUUUCACUUUUACAACUAUCCUCAUGCACCAGAACAAAUGAACGAGUUUGUUAAAAUGGUUGAUUCAAUCUCUGCAGGUAUGCAAGUGAUAGUCAUGGUAUACGAUGGAUUUCUACCAUCAAUGCUAGAUACCCUUCUACCAGCCUUUCAAUCUAUUGGGUCACUCUGGUUCCAAGAAGCUCAACACUAUCAAAAGUAUUGUAUGGUUGGUCGAAAGGGUGGUGCCGCUCGUGAAGCCUAUGGAGAUGACCGGUUAAACUUGGGAGACAUACGAGUCAAAGGUUACUUUACAGGAUACAAUGGCGUCGAAAAUGGAUCCGUGACCUUGGAGUAUGACGUCUCUGGCCGAGUUAAAAAGAUCACCAAUAUGAUGCAAUAUCCUAAUAAUUAUUCCGAGGUCACUCUCGGUGAUUUAAGAGACACUGAGAAUUAUUGCACUCGUAGUUUCAAGUCUAUCAAUCUCUGGACCUUUCAAGCUCAUUCAUAUAGUAUGUUUGACUCUAAUGAUGACCCCAAUGAACCAAAAGCUCUACAAAUCAUGUUAGAAUGCUUGGAGAAAGGUACAAGGUUUAUUCUAUUUACUGAUGGAUCCGAUCGGUUCAAUUUUACACCCGAAACAAGAGAUCUUUUAAAGAGUUGGGGAAGCAAGGAAAUAGAUCAUUACAACGUCGUCGGUGGUCCACAUGCUGGAGAUGGUGGUCAUUUCAUAUAUUGUAUUUCAUCAAAGGUUGGAUCAACAAAGAACUUUAUCGAGAUUCUAACAUCGGAUGCUUGCUCAAUGUCAUUCAUUAUGCCAAAAGACACUUCCUCAAUGUCACAAGUAAUCGUAGGCAAUGAAAUCAUCGAAAAGAAUAUUAAAGUGGUUUCAAAUUCACAACAACAGCAACAACAACAACAACAACAACAACAACAACAACAGCAACAACAACAACAACAACAACAACAAUAUGAUGGCUUUGUGAUGCAAGCAUUCAACGAGGUCACUGGUCAAGAAUAUUUUACAAAAUCAUAUGACGUCUCUUUAUGCAAACCAAAUGAAGCGAUUCGUAUGAUACAAGAUAUUCUCGAUCUCUCGAUUGGGACAGUCGUCACAAUUACACUCGGCAAGCCAAGCAUUACAUUUGAAUAUGGUAUGACCGACAACCUAUUAUUUGCAAUGUCAACUGUUGGAGCUUCCCGUGUGACCCAGAUCAAUCGAACCACUUCGUAUUCUCUGAUUGGUAGAAAGGGGUCAAGACCAGCAUCAUCUUUUGAACAAGUUGGCCAGUAUCCAAUAAGCUUGUACUCUACCUUUGUUCCAAAAGUUGUUAAAUCUUUUAUUGAAAUUCAAGUUGACUCUCAUGCUGUUACAGGAACUAUUGUUGCGGGAUCUUCAAGCUUUAAAAUCAAUGGUAUUGAUGUUCCUCAGAUUCAAAGGGUCGGUAUCAAUAUGAUGAUUAUCAAUCCGUUGAAUGGUGUAAUUCAAGAAAUGUUAAAUUAUAACACUGAAAACAAUGCCAACCAUACACUAAACCUUAUUGCAAAAUUAAAAGCAUUGCCCCAUAAUACUAUUGUGGCCAUAUCGGCUGUUGGUGAUGCUUCCCGUCACCUUCAAACUGCCUUACCCUAUUUUGAAGAAUACCUUGGAAGUUGCCAAUUCAAAUCAUUUACAUUUCCCAAAUCGUAUUGUAUUGUAGCAGCUGUAGGAGAGGGUAUUUCAGCAGCCGAUAGAUUAGUCAGUGAGUGUCUGUCGUCUGGCCUCAACGAUCCUUCAUCGUGUCUGACAAGAUACCCAAUCAAAUCGUUGUUUGAAACCACCACGUCGCCAGGUAUCAAUUUCAGUGUCACAUCAAAGGGUGGAACUGACGGAUCAUGCAAAAUCACAAUCAAUGGAAAGACGAGAGCUUCAGCCAACACCCAAACCUAUUCGCCAGGUAUCAAUGUUAUUUAUGCCUCACCCGAUUUAAAAUAUAUCUCUUAUGCAUUGUACGACGACUCUGUCAAUGGUGGAUGGACACAGUUUUUGAACGAUGUUGGUAAUAUACAAAACGGAACGUUUGUAUUGGUUGCAAUCAACCAACAUAUGCCACCAUGUAAAACCAAUGAGAAGAAAAUGGUAUUCUCUCUUAUCGGUGCUUCAAAAUUCAUAUUGGUUCCAGAUAAUGCUUCGUAUGCAGUGAUUGGUAUCAAGGGGUUCCCAGGAUCAGCUCUUGAAAGAUACUCUUUUUCAUCGUCCCAAGUAUGUGUUGCAUCGUGGGAACCUGUCUCCUCAUCACCCAAUCUAUUGCACGAUACCUAUCUCAUCCCUCAAACCAACCAAACAAUCUACUCGGUACCACUACUAGACAUUUACUACCAAAUGUGCACGCCAGUAUCCGUGUUGGCCAAGACCAAAGCAAUUGGAAAUGUCUACAUCAACGAACCUGCAACCAAUUGGAACUAUCCUAGAGACCCAGUAGCACCUGGAAGAGUUGUCAAAGCAUUGUUGAUUGGGUCAUUAAAAAAAAAGUCAUUUGGUCUUAGAGGCAACCCAACAUUUUCAGUCAACGACCAUGCCAAUGCUCUGGUCAAUGGUGGAUAUGUCAAGAAAGAAAAUAUUCGUUUGUUGUCCAAGAGUUCAACACAAUUGACUGAAAAUGGUACCUUUGUUUGUGGUCCAAGUGCCAAUUGCAUUAGGGAGCAGAUCAAUGAUUGGAUGUUAAAAGAUUUGAAAUCUGGUGACUCCCUUUACAUUGCAAUCGUUGGUAGAGGAUUCAACAAGUCAUCAUCGAUUGGAAACAAGUCUGCUGUCCGAACCGGGCUUGUCACACUGGAUGAUACUCUCAAAUCCUCAGAUUAUUCUAUCACCUGGGAUGAUCUGUUGAAUCUUUUCAAUGUGGUUCCAAGUGGAGUCAAUCUAACGUUUGUGAUAGACUGCCGCAAUGCAUCAACCUUUACCAAUUCAAUUGGUAAUAUGUCGUAUAAAAACAAUUGCGUUGUCUAUUUAUCAUCUUUUACCACACCAACAAUCAAACUUUCAAAAACCAAUUCUUUUCUACCCAUUUUCACCAGUGUGCUCCAACAAGCAAAGGACUCUUCAUCCACCUCACCUCUAACCUACAGAGACAUUCUCAUCAAGGUGCAAUUACAACUACCAUCAGCAGCAAUGUGGAUUGCCGGUGGAGACAUUGGAAACUAUUUAUUCAACACUCUUCCAUCCCAACCUUCUUUGGUUGGAGUAAAUAUGUAUGUGGCAGAUACACCAGACAGUCAACCACCUCGAUUCUUAUAUUCAACCAAUAUAAUGUCGAAUGAUCACUAUUGGAGGUUUAGUGAAGCUGUGUGGCAAGCAUACCCACCAAACGUCGGGGAAGGAGUUCCUGUUUACCAAUUCUCUAUUCUCGAUCGACCAGUCACAAACGGAAAUGAAACGUACUCUUACGAUUACAGUCUUCUCGAAGUGCAUGAAAGAGAUCCAUUGACAAACCUUGAAUGGACACCUACUGGAUCUGUUUGGAGAGCGUAUGAUUCACCAAACGUAAUUGCUGGUCUUUCACCGGUGUAUCGAUUCUAUAAAGAUUCGACCAUUAGAAGAUACGCCUAUUCUCUCUCAAAUUAUUAUAAUGGCUCUGGUUGGACCUUGGACCCUGUCAACCCAAUCAGUUUUUAUGUCAUAAAAUUACAAAGAAUAUAA
This is a messenger RNA of Cavenderia fasciculata, 3816 nucleotides long. RefSeq lists its product as uncharacterized. The coding region runs from base 1 to 3816 and encodes 1271 amino acids. The transcript has 2 exons. The record is from RefSeq and is a predicted model, not a curated record. NCBI's taxonomy places the organism in Eukaryota, Evosea, Eumycetozoa, Acytosteliales, Cavenderiaceae.